AUGAACAAAGCCAAUGCAUGUAUAACUCGUCUAGCGAGGAACUUUGUGACCUCGCAUGUAUCUUUAAAUAGUGCCCCAAAAUCGUCUUGCAAAGCAGGAACUGUCUUGAAUUUGAAAAUUAAAAAAAGUGGUGAUGAACCGAUUGCAUUAGAGGAUUCAGAAUACCCAGAUUGGUUGUGGGAUUGCCUCGACAAGCUGAAAGUAGAUGCCAAGUUGAAAGAGACUGAUUUCAUGAAGUGGAGGAGGAAACACCUUACUAAGGCGAAUACCAAGAAAAUCAACUACAACAACUUCAUUUCGAAGAUGUGA
This is a messenger RNA of Priceomyces carsonii, 309 nucleotides long. It is a transcript of the gene MRPL37, whose product is annotated as mitochondrial 54S ribosomal protein mL54. The transcript has a single exon. Gene Ontology annotation, molecular function: structural constituent of ribosome. The coding region runs from base 1 to 309 and encodes 102 amino acids. The record is from RefSeq and is a predicted model, not a curated record. Gene Ontology annotation, cellular component: mitochondrial large ribosomal subunit. NCBI's taxonomy places the organism in Eukaryota, Fungi, Ascomycota, Pichiomycetes, Serinales, Debaryomycetaceae.